AAAAAAAGAAGAAGAAGAAGUUCCGGUGCGGAAUAAUAACAACACGCAGAAGGAAGAAGCUAACAGGCUAGCAGCGCAGAUAAACUCACACCGAACAAACUAACUAACUCUGAGGUGGUGGUGGUGUUGUUGUGUGUGACGGGUAACGGGUAACGGCUCCUCUUCAGACCGAAGAAGAAGCGCUGAAACUCCGCCGAGAUGCCUGAGACUGAGAGUUACUCCAACCCUCUGGCUCCUGAAGGCCAUGAGGUGGACGACCACAGAUCAGCUGCUCAGUCCAAACUGACCAACGAUGACUUCAGGAAGCUGCUGAUGACGCCGAGGGCAACGCCAUCCUCGGCCCCCCCCUCCAAGUCCAGACACCAUGAAAUGCCCAAGGACUACAACGAGGAUGAGGAUCCUGCAGCGAGGCGAAGGAAGAAGAAGAGCUACUAUGCUAAGCUACGUCAGCAGGAGAUGGAGCGAGAGAGAGAGCUGGCGGAGAAGUACCGAGACCGAGCCAGAGAGAGAAGAGACGGAGUCAACAAGGACUACGAAGAGACAGAGCUCAUCAGCACCACCGCUAACUACAGGGCUGUAGGACCCACUGCUGAGGCAGAUAAGUCUGCAGCAGAGAAGCGUCGUCAGCUGAUCCAGGAGUCUAAGUUUUUGGGAGGUGACAUGGAGCACACUCACUUGGUGAAAGGUCUGGACUUCGCUCUGCUGCAGAAGGUGAGAGCUGAAAUCACCAGUAAAGAGAGAGAAGAAGAAGACAUGAUGGAGAAAGUCCAGAAAGAGGCCAAGAAAGACGUGGAGCCAGAGGAGAAGAUCGAGUUUAAGACUCGUCUCGGCAGGAACAUCUACCGCGUGGUGUUCAGGACCGGCGUGGUGGAGAGGAACGAGCUCUUCCUGCCCGGCAGGAUGGCCUACGUGGUGGACCUGGACGAUGAGUUCACCGACACCGACAUCCCCACCACUCUGAUCCGCAGCAAGGCCGACUGUCCCAGCAUGGAGGCUCAGACGACUCUCACCACCAACGACAUCGUGAUCUCGAAGCUGACCCAGAUCCUGUCGUAUCUCCGACAGGGAACCCGACACAAGAAGAUCAAGAAGAAGGACAAAGGUAAACUGGACGAUAAGAGAGCUCCAGAGGCUGAUCUCAGUUUUUUUGAGGACAUCGGGGACUACAUCCCGUCUGCCGGCUCGUCCUCCAAACCUCCCAAAGACAAAGACAGACACCGAGAGAGAGACCGGGAGAGAGAGAGGGAGCGAGACAGGGAGAGAGAGAGGGAGAGAGAACGAGAGAAGGAGAAGGAGAGAGAGAGAGAGGAGGACAAGAACAGAAGACACAGCUACUUUGAGAAGCCCAGAGGAGAUGACCACCAGGUCCUGGAGGUGGAUACAGGUCCAGCAUCAGUCAGAGAGCAGAUCAAGAUCAUCAACGAGAAGUUUGCCGGAGCAGUCGGCAGCCAAUGGCCGGGCCAGGAACCUGGUUCUCAGAGGAGAGACGGUAAAGAACAGUUGGGAGACUUCUUUGGAGGAUCCAACUCAUACGCUGAGUGUUACCCUGCUACGAUGGACGACCUGGCUGUGGACAGUGAUGAAGAGGUGGACUACAGUAAGAUGGACCAGGGUAAUAAGAAGGGUCCUCUGGGCCGCUGGGACUUUGAUACCCAGGAGGAGUACUCUGAUUACAUGAACAACAAGGAGGCCCUGCCCAAGGCUGCCUUCCAGUACGGCAUCAAGAUGUCCGAAGGCAGGAAGACUCGCCGCUUCAAAGAGACCAAUGAGAAGGCAGAGCUGGACCGCCAGUGGAAGAAGAUCAGCGCGAUCAUAGAGAAGAGGAAGAAGAUGGAGGCUGACGGGGUGGACGUGAAGAGGCCCAAGUACUGAAGCUGCUGCUGCCAACAGGACGUCCCUGUUAUCUCUCUGUUAUUAUUAGUUUAUUAGAUUAUUAGUUUAUUAGAUUAUUAGUUUAUUAGAUUAUUAGUUUAUUAGAUUAAUAGAUUAAUAGUUACAGGUGGACUGUGACCGUCGGUCAGCUUCUCUAGUUUUUACAUUCAGUCAAACAUGUUAAAGUGAAACCUGAUCUCUGAGAUAUCUGAAGUUAUUACAUCAUCAUUAAACAUCAAUGAAACCAA
Messenger RNA from Perca fluviatilis (European perch), 2120 nucleotides. RefSeq names its product IK cytokine (gene ik). The transcript has 20 exons. The coding region runs from base 199 to 1872 and encodes 557 amino acids. Gene Ontology annotation, biological process: mRNA splicing, via spliceosome. The record is from RefSeq and is a predicted model, not a curated record. Gene Ontology annotation, cellular component: nucleus. NCBI's taxonomy places the organism in Eukaryota, Metazoa, Chordata, Actinopteri, Perciformes, Percidae.